This is a messenger RNA of Trichoplusia ni (cabbage looper), 2604 nucleotides long. RefSeq names its product fragile X mental retardation syndrome-related protein 1 (gene Fmr1). The record is from RefSeq and is a predicted model, not a curated record. The transcript is spliced from 15 exons. Gene Ontology annotation, cellular component: postsynaptic density; neuronal ribonucleoprotein granule; neuronal cell body. Gene Ontology annotation, molecular function: translation regulator activity; protein homodimerization activity; mRNA 3'-UTR binding. Gene Ontology annotation, biological process: central nervous system development; regulation of dendritic spine development; regulation of dendrite morphogenesis. The coding region runs from base 60 to 1874 and encodes 604 amino acids. Lineage: Eukaryota; Metazoa; Arthropoda; Insecta; Lepidoptera; Noctuidae.
CAAUUCUCUACGAACAUUCGUUCUCGCUCCGAAAACGCCAAAUACGCUUUCAAACCAAAAUGGAGGAUUUGUCGGUCGAGGUGUACGGUGAUAAUGGUGCUUAUUAUAAGGCCAUUGUCACCGACGUGCUCGACAACGAGGUUCUCGUAGCCUUUGAAAAUGACUGGCAGCCUGAGUCAAAAUUCCCGUUCUCCCAAGUGUUCUUACCACCGAAAGACACCGGCAAACACACAGAGUUCGUGGAAAACCAAGAGGUGGAGGUUUAUGCAAGGUCCAAUGAGAAAGAAGCAUGUGGGUGGUGGACAGCAAACAUUAAGAUGAUGAGGGGCGAAUUCCUGGUAAUAGAAUACUUGGAGUGGGACAACUGCUACACAGAAAUAGUGCCAAAGGAUCGCCUCAGGGUCAAGACUCCUAAGACACCCAUUGACAAGAACACCUUUCAUAAGUUCGAAAUUAACGUACCUGAUGAUCUCAAGGACUAUGCAAAGGUGGAGAAUGCUCACAAGGAGUUCCAGAAGGCGAUAGGCGCGGCGCUCGUGUGGUACGUGCCCGAGCGCGGCGUGCUGGCCGUCGUGUCGCGCUGCGAGACCUCGCAGAAGCGCGCGCAGAUGCUGCAGGACAUGCACUUUAGGAAUCUAACGCAAAAGUUGUUAUUGAUGAAAAAGACUGAAGAGGCAGCAAGACAAUUAGAAUCCACAAAAAUACACAAUCAGGGCGGCUACACGGACGAGUUCUCGGUGCGCGAGGACCUGAUGGGGCUGGCCAUCGGCACGCACGGCGCCAACAUCCAGCAGGCGCGCAAGGUGCCCGGCGUCACCAACAUCGAGCUCGAGGAGGUCUCCUGCACCUUCAAGAUCUGCGGAGAGUCAAUGGAUGCAGUCCGGCAGGCCCGGUCACUGCUGGAGUACGCCGAGGAGUCGCUGAAGGUGCCGCGCGAGCUCGUCGGCAAGGUCAUCGGCAAGAACGGCAAGAUCAUACAGGAGAUCGUCGACAAGAGCGGAGUAGUGCGCGCCAAGGUGGAGGGCGACAACGAGCCGCAGCCGUCCGCGCCGCGCGAGGAGGGGCUCGUGUCCUUCGUGUUCGUGGGCACGCGCGAGAACAUCGCCAACGCCAAGGUGCUCGUCGAGUACCACGUCGCGCAUCUCAAGGAGGUGGAGCAGUUGCGCGCGGAGAAGUUGGAGAUCGACCAGCAGCUGCGCGUGGUGAUGGGCGGCGCCACCACCGCCUACCCCGCCGCCAGGGGCGCGCCCGCCGCGCGCGCGCGCCGCCCGCGCCCGCCGCACCACCGCUACCCCGCAGCAGGCGCGCGGCGCGUGACGCCGGACCUGCCCGACGAGCGCAGCGACAGCGCCGCCUACCGCGCGCGCCAGCCGCGCCUGCCCCGGACCAACAGGUCUAGCGAGCGCGGCGAGCAGCGCGGCGGCGAGCGCGGGGAGCGGCCCGAGCGCGGGGAGCGCGGCGAGCGGCCCGAGCGCGGCGAGCGCGGCGCCGAGCGCGGCGAGCGGCCCGAGCGCGCCGAGCGCCGCGUGCCCGUGGAGAACGGCCGCGCGCAUCUGGCCGCGCCCAGACAGAGUGGCAGACGACGCGAGGACAGACGAAGGCAAACUGACGACGAAAGCUCUGUGCUAGACAGCCAGGACGUGUCGAGUGCGGACAGAGACUCCGCCACGUCCGACGAGCGCGCCGCGCCGCCGCCCGCGCCUCGGCGACGCCGCCGUCGGAGGACAGGAGGCGGGUGGAAGAACGGGCUGGGCGCGGGCGCGGCGGGCGCGGGCGCGGGCGCGGCGGGCGCGGGCGAGGGCGCGCGGCCCGCCAAGCGCCGCUCGCCGCUGGCCAAGGCCAAGGCCGAGCCGCUGCUGAACGGCACCGCGUAGGCGCCCGGACCGGCCCUCCGCCGCGGCCGACGCCGCGCCGCACAUUAUAUCCUAACGUAACGUAACAUGUAUGGCCCCGGCCCCCGCCGCCGCCGGGGGCCCGCCGACACUAGACUUACUCGUAUUAUGCUUUUGUAAGAGAUUCGUGAUUUGUAUUCCUGAUUACUCGAUAAUAUGAAAAUUAAAGAUGUGUACGUCGCUCCCCGGACGAUACGCGCCGAUCGCGGCCUUUCGGUACCUUUAUGGGAGAUCGGACAUAGCGCAGUACAUACGUGUUCGUAGCCUGUACUCUGUGGUUAUGUGAUUUCCUAUAAAAUAAACAUUUCUGUACAUAUUUUCAAUCGUAUUUUUAUUUGUACGAAUAGAUCGUUUCGCCGUCUCCUCCCUGUCUAAAUUACAGAGUAGGCGACCUUACAAAGUUUACAUUUUUCACAUUACAAUGUUGAAAUACAAUUAAUGCUUUAUAAAAAUAGUAUGACUAGUUGGAAUGUUACAAUUUAAUAAUACUUAAUUAGUAAUACUAAAAACAGGAAAAGUACCUUGAUAAGGAAGGGGGCGGGUUACAUACAAACAUUUUGGUGUGACACUAAGAAUUUUAAAUUCUAAAUGUGAUUCUGAUGACACAGACCUAUAUUUAACAAAUAUUUACAAUUCUAGACUAAUAUAUCAGUCAUAUAACAGUACCGUGAUAUGCAUUAUUGCCGGGAUAUCACUAGGAAGUAUUUACAAA